Messenger RNA from Angiostrongylus costaricensis, 1485 nucleotides. NCBI's taxonomy places the organism in Eukaryota, Metazoa, Nematoda, Chromadorea, Rhabditida, Metastrongylidae. The record is from the annotation of a GenBank genome assembly.
GCUGUUAAAACGGAUUUCAUAGCUGAUGUGGAUUAUGCGUUAGAAACAAUGAAAUAUAUGUAUGACAUGCAGAAUGGAAAAGCGGAAAUACGAACUGUCGUUGAACAGGAACAAGAAAUACACCAGUAUUAUUGGUGGUGCCAUAUCGACCGUUUUGAAUUUGUCGGUGAAGAGCAGUGGACUGAAAACGAUGAAUUAUAUCUGUAUUCGGCUUAUCUAGACACAAGAAAGAACUCGCUUUAUCCAUGGAACGAUGCCAUUCAGGUCCUUACCGUAUCAUUUGGAAGUAUGAGACGAAAAGUUUUCUGCAACAUUUUCAACGAGGAACAUUAUGCCGUCGUUGAGGGUUAUGUACGAGAAAUCUGGCAACGCGGAUGGGAUCCGAGAGACCAGUUCUACAAUGCCAAUUUAAUAACGUGCCCUAUUCCAAAAAGACUAAAACUGUCUUCAAAGUUGUUCAUAUCAAUCUCCACAAUGCCAUGUCGAACUCAACGAACAGCAUUACGUGUGCACAUCAAUCUACCAAAACAAAACAAAGAAGCCGUAGCUGUAUGCGUUAAAGGGAUGGAUUUCCAGGAAGAUGUCUCACAACGGCUCGUCGAAUGGCUUGAAGCACAAUAUCUGUUCGGUGUGUCAGCAGUCACUAUAUACAAGUAUACUGUAUCGAAACAAGUUCAAAACGUACUAACUCACUAUGAACGACUCGGAAAACUCGUACAGGUACGGAUUGACAGCUUGCCAAGGAUAAAUAGUACAUGCUUUGUACUCAAUCAAAACGAACAUAAAACAUCCCACCUGCUGCAGUUCAUUGAAAAAUUUUUUAUUUACUAUACUACAAAUUUUCAUAUCCCUCUAACACUACCCGGUCAUUCACCUAAUCUGCCAUUAGUUCGAAGCAGAUACAUCGCAAGAAAUCGUCAGCAAAAGCGACGACACGAAUUGAUACCGUAUAACGAUUGCUUCUAUAGGCAUAUAACCACACAUCGUUACACUCUCAUCUUGGAUAUCGAUGAACUUGUGGUUCCACUAGAACACGACACAUACUCUGACCUUCUGAGUGCAAUCGAAGCCAACACUACCGUUGAUCGUAUUAGUUCGCUGUCUUUUUCGAAUGUAUUCAAAUUUCCCGCCAAAACCGAGAACACGUCAUGGGCCAAGCAUAUGUACAUGCUGCGAAAUUCACUCAGAUCACGGAGAACUAGUGACCGUCGGAAUUAUGGAAAAAGCAUGACGAAUACCGCUACAGUCGCUACCGUAUUCAACCAUUUCGCACUUCAUCGACUCACACCAAAUGUGACCGGCACGAUCUACGUACCUGAACGACUCGCCAUUAAAUUGCACUACAAAUUGACAUGCCCCGUCGAAUCCCGUAAAGAAUGUGCCGAACUACAAGACGAUACGGUAGUAGAUCGCAGUAUCGACCGAUUUGCUGACGAACUUGAGCGACGAGUGGAUCGAACACUAUGUGAGUUACAUUUACUGUGA